This is a messenger RNA of Megachile rotundata (alfalfa leafcutting bee), 10092 nucleotides long. Its product is annotated as fibrillin-2. Gene Ontology annotation, molecular function: calcium ion binding. The record is from RefSeq and is a predicted model, not a curated record. Lineage: Eukaryota; Metazoa; Arthropoda; Insecta; Hymenoptera; Megachilidae.
AAUCUGCUGCUCCAGUCUCGCGUCGAGUCCCGUAGGCGCAUCUUUUCGGGGCUCGUUCCCUCUUGCCCUUCGACACCGUAGUGUUUCCGAAAACUUUAGGAGGAGGUCUUCUUCGAGGGCUAUAUGUAAUCGUGCAGUUCGAUCUUUUUAAUUUAUCGAGGGAAGAGUUCGAGUGGGAGGGUGCAUGGUGACUUGGGAGUUUACAUGAAUGAGGUUCGGUGUGUUUGGUAGAAUCGUAUGGGGGUUCAUGGUGGAGUGAUGUUACCUUCGUUGACAGAAUGACUUAAAUAUUAGAGGAGACUCGUAAAAAAAUCGUGAACGAAGCAUCGGUCAACCCCUGUAAAAGUCUCCCUAAAGCAGAAGAAGAGCUCUUCUCCCGCAGCAGAAUUCCUCGCGUGUCAGAUUACCCAUCGGCCGUUCGAUCAAGAACCAUGAUCGAGGAUCCGAUCGUGGUGUCGAUCGCGAAGCACCGUUGAAUCGUUCGAGUCCCUCAGUGUUCGAAUAGUGAUCUAGUACCAUGAGUGUGACACGAGCCAACGAAUAACUAGACGGAUCGUGUUCGAACAGUUUGUCGCUUGAAUCGAUGUUGCUGGCCGUGAAAAUGCCGAACCAAGUGUUGUUUCUCGCGACGUGGUUGCUGCUGAUCGUUCCCCGAGGAAUCUCGGCAACGGGACAACGUUACACCACCAGCUCGACCCAGGAUCUGGACAACACUCUGCAAUCAGUACCACCUCUUGGGCCAAACGUGUGCAGGUCAAGAUACAAGAAUUACUGCUGCCCCGGCUGGACGAAGAAGCCCGAGACCGGUCUCUGUGUAAUCCCGGUGUGUACGAGACGAUGCGGUUCACUGGGCAGAUGCAUCAGACCAAACAUAUGUUUGUGCGAGGGUGGCACGGUAGCCUCCUCUUGCAGUAGUAGCCAAACCAAAGCUUCCAGCCACGAAAGUGGAAACGCGUUAGACAGGGGUGAGUCCGGUAGGUGCAGGGCGCACUGCAUAAACGGAAACUGCGUGGAUGGCAGGUGUCAGUGUCGUAGUGGAUACCAAGGAGAGUUCUGCAACGAACCGAUCUGUCGCGAGCCGUGUCUGAAUCAAGGAAGGUGUAUCGGUCCAGAUCGCUGCGCCUGCAUCUACGGAUACACAGGUAGACGCUGUGAAACCGAUUACAGGACCGGUCCUUGUUACACGAAGGUAAAGAACGGUCAAUGUUUGGCGAAUCUUCAGGGUGUCGUUUGCACCCGACAAUUGUGCUGCGCUACUGUGGGCAAGGGUUGGGGUCACCCUUGCGAAAGGUGUCCGGCCAGACUCGAUUGCGAACUAGGACACUUGAAAACUAAUCAAGGCCAAUGCGUCGAUAUCAACGAGUGCGAAGCGAUACCAGGGUUAUGCGAGGGUGGCAAGUGCCUGAACACUCCAGGAUCGUUCACCUGCGAAUGUCCUGAUGGGCAGGCGAGAGACCCCGAGACAAACUCCUGCAAGGAUCGGGACGAGUGUCAGGAGGAAGGAAUCUGUACAGAUGGACGCUGCGUGAACACAAAUGGCGGAUAUUACUGUCUAUGCAAUCCUGGAUUCAUUCAGAGCCAAGAUCGAAAAUUCUGUAUCGACGGGAGGCAAGGACUAUGUUACACGUCGGUGAACAGGAACGGUCAGUGCAGAAACCGACUAGCAAUGAGGCUGAGCAAGAAGGAUUGCUGCUGCGGCAAGAACAUGGGACGCGGUUGGGGCGACGAGUGCUACAUUUGUCCCAAUCCCGGAAGUGACGAUUACAGCAGGCUAUGCUUGCAACAAUUGCAACCGAUCACCGCCAUAAACGAGUGCGUUCUACGACCGGACAUUUGCGGAAGCGGGAAGUGUAUCGACACGGAGGAUGGAUACGAGUGCGAUUGUUAUCCCGGUUUCACGAAGAAGGCUGGCAGAUGCGAGGACGUCGACGAGUGUCUCUUGGGAUACUGCCAGGGUGGCACUUGCCAGAAUUACGAGGGUAGUUUUACCUGCCAGUGCCCUCCAGGUUUCGUCGUGUCGGGAGAGGGAAGAUAUUGCACAGAUCACGAUGAAUGUCAGGACACAGGAAUGUGCAACAACGGACACUGCAUCAACAUGAACGGGUCCUUCAAGUGCAAGUGCAACGAUGGUUAUGCUUUGUCACCUACGAGGAACACUUGCAUCGAUAUCAACGAAUGCGCCGACAAUCCUCGUAUCUGCUUGAACGGAAGAUGCGAGAACACCCCAGGAUCGUAUCACUGCAUCUGUCAAUCUGGAUUCACCGCGUCACGAGAUAACACGUUCUGCGUCGACAUGGACGAGUGUUCCACCAGUGGCAUGUGCGAGAACGGGAAGUGCGUGAACAUGGAGGGUUCUUUCAAAUGCGUCUGCGACUCUGGCUUCCGGAUCGGGCCGGAUCAAAGCCACUGCAUCGAUAUCGACGAGUGUCUAAGCGGACCCUGUCAGAAUGGACGCUGCAUCAACACCCCUGGCAGCUUCCGGUGCGAAUGUCACCCUGGAUUCAACUUAGGACCAGAUGGAAGAUCCUGCUUAGACACGAGAAGAGAUUUGUGCUACUCGCAAUACAAGGAUGGACAGUGUUCUAAUCCGACAUCGACAGCGGUGACAAAAUCAAGUUGCUGCUGUUGCACCGUGAUCCUGGGUCAACCCAUGGGCUGGGGAAGUACCUGUCAACCUUGUCCACUUCCUGGCACCACAGAAUUUGAUGCUUUGUGUCCCCAUGGAGCUGGAAUGACUUACAAUGGAGAUGACAUCAACGAGUGCGCACAGAACCCCAAUAUCUGCGUGAACGGUGGUUGCGAGAACCUGAUGGGAACCUAUCGCUGCAUCUGCGACAGUGGCUACGAGGUGGACUCCACCGGAAAACAGUGCAGCGAUAUAAAUGAAUGCGAACUAGAAGAGUCCCUCUGCAGCGGUGGUCAAUGUCGAAACACGCCCGGAAGCUUCCAGUGUAUCUGUCCAAGUGGAACGAGAUUCAACACGCAGAACCACAUGUGCGAGGACAUCGACGAGUGCGAGGAACUCGGUCCGGAUGUGUGCUUGAACGGGAUCUGUGUGAACACUCCGACUUCCUACGAGUGCGAGUGCUCUCCGGGAUACGUUCUCGAUCACAGUGGCCACAUAUGCAUGGAUAACAGGAGGGGUUCCUGCUGGACGAAAAUGAUAGACGGUCGCUGCGAGUACAAUCUACCGAGACUGGCACUCAAAUCGGAGUGCUGUUGCUCGGUGGGAGUUGCUUGGGGAAGCCCUUGCGAGCUCUGCGAUCACUCUCUGUGCGAGUGCUCUAAGGGAUACGCGAAAUUUGGCGGUAAAGACUGCGUUGACGUGAACGAGUGCGAACUGAACAGCGGAAUUUGCAAAGGAGGGGGCACCUGUGUUAAUACGGAUGGCUCCUAUCGCUGUGAAUGUCCUCCUGGAUUGACUUUGGACGCGACACAUACCACUUGCAUAGACACCAGACAAGAGACCUGCUACCUAGACUACCGCCACGGUCAGUGUUCGAACGCGAUCGAGGGUCAAUUUUCCAAGAGUCUCUGUUGCUGCUCCGUGGGUCGCGCAUGGGGCACCGAAAGAUGCGAGUCCUGCCCGAAACCGGGUACCCAUGCCCACCAAGAACUGUGUCCCAGAGGACACGGUUUUACCGACAAGCAGGACAUCAACGAGUGCAUCGAGUUUCCCGGCAUGUGUCUGAACGGGAGGUGCAAGAACACAGUUGGUACUUUCAGUUGCAAGUGCAAUCAAGGUUUUGCGUUAGACGAACACGGCAUCAAGUGCAAUGAUAUCGAUGAGUGCGAGAUCAUGCAUGGAGUGUGCGGGAACGGGACCUGUAGGAAUACGCCUGGCAAUUUUCAGUGCGACUGUAAUCCUGGGUAUCGCAGCAGCGAUAUCAUGAAAAUUUGCAUGGAUAUAAACGAAUGCGAAGAGACACCAGGGUUGUGUCUAGGAGGUACCUGCAUCAAUACCGAAGGCAGUUUCAAGUGCCAGUGUCCUCCAGGACACGAGCUGGGUCCCGACAAGCAGUCCUGUAAGGACAUCGACGAGUGCUCGAGAACCAGCGGAAUUUGCUCGAAUGGAGUCUGCGAGAACAUGAUGGGCACUUAUCAGUGCAUAUGCGACGACGGUUAUCAACAGACCGGGUUGAAGUCGCAUUGCGAGGACAUAAACGAAUGCGCGGCCAGUAAUGGAGGGUGCGAAGAUAUUUGCUUGAACACGCCAGGCAGCUUCUCUUGCUCUUGCAGCACUGGAUUUGCACUGAACCUCGAUGGUCGAUCCUGCGUGGACGUCGACGAGUGCAAAGAGAAUCCUCGAAUUUGUAACGGAGGCAAGUGCAGCAACAUCCCUGGCGGCUACAUAUGCACCUGCACCGAUGGACUGCUGCCCGGAAAGGACGGAGCAUCUUGCAUAGAUGUCGACGAGUGCACUACGCAGCCCCAGAUAUGUGGCUAUGGAGAAUGCUACAACACCAUCGGUUCCUUCAACUGUCGCUGCGAAGAAGGAUACUCCGUGAAACCCGAUGCGGGUCCUGGUUGCACAGACGACGACGAGUGUCUGCUAAAUGCUUAUUCCUGCAGCGAAUUCGCAGAGUGCCAGAACACUCAAGGAUCGUACGAGUGCACCUGUCAUGAAGGCUUCGUAGGAAAUGGAGUCGAGUGCAGGGACAUAAACGAGUGCCUCACGAAUAAUGGAGGAUGCGAUUCUAACGCACAGUGCAUCAACACCGAGGGAUCCUUCAAGUGUGUCUGCGAUGCUGGCUUCCGAGGCGACGGUUACACUUGCAAAGACAUCGACGAGUGCGCGAACGACAAUACCCUUUGCGAGAAUGGACACUGUCUCAACUAUCCAGGCUCUUUUCGUUGCGAGUGCGAGAUGGGUUUCAUGCACCCUGACGAAAAUAACGAGCAGAUGUGCGUGGACAUAAACGAAUGCGAGAUGUUCAGCAAUCUGUGUGUUUUUGGACGUUGCGAGAACAUAUUUGGCAUGUUCCGCUGCGAGUGCAACGAGGGGUACAAACUGGACGGCUCCGGAGGGAACUGUACGGACAUCGACGAAUGCGAAAAUCCACAAUCGUGUCAAUAUGGAACUUGCAUAAACACACAGGGAAAAUACGUGUGCAAGUGUCCGCCUCAUCACGAGCUGGUUGAAGCGGGAAACGCUUGCGUUGAUAGGAGAGAAUCGUUCUGUUUCAUCGGCUACGAACAUGGAACCGGAAAGCCUCAAUGCAUCUUCGAUCUCGCCUCCGCGGUGACGAAGGCGACAUGUUGCUGCAGCAUCGGAAAUGCUUGGGGCAACAAUUGCGAAGAGUGUCCGCACGAAGGAACCAAGGAAUUCGAGGACCUUUGCCCUGGGGGACCCGGGUAUAGACCUAAUCGAGUCACCGUGAUACUGGAGGACAUAAACGAGUGCGAGGAGCACGAAAAUAUUUGUCAGAAUGGACAUUGCACGAACACUUUUGGUAGCUUCAUGUGCUCUUGCAACGAGGGCUUCAUUUUGGACGAUACGAAGAGUAGCUGCAUUGACAUAAACGAGUGUGCCUUGCAUCCACAAAUAUGUGGAGUGGGCUACUGCAUCAAUGAUCAAGGGAAGUACCACUGUGAGUGUCCAGAAGGGUACAUGGCUAUGCCAGGAGGAAAGGAAUGUGUCGACAUGAGAAAAGAGUCCUGCUAUCUGAACUACGACGCCGGUCAGUGUUUCAAUCCCAUGAUGCAUCCACAAACAAAAAUGCUGUGCUGCUGUUCCAUGGGUGCUGCCUGGGGAAGUCCUUGCGAGCCAUGUCCAGCAGAAAGAACUCGCGAACACGAAAUCCUCUGCGGUAUGGUACCCGGUCAGAUAAUGAACCCCAUAACCAACCACACGGAAGAAAUCGACGAGUGCGCUCUGAUGCCAACCAUGUGUACUCACGGUCGUUGCAUGAACACUCCUGGCAGCUUCGAAUGCCAAUGCGAUCGCGGAUAUAUUUACGACCAGGACUCGCAUCAGUGUAUCGAUGAAAACGAGUGUUUACAGGUUCCAAAUCCUUGCAGCGGCAAUGCGCAGUGCAUAAACAAACAAGGCUAUUUCGAGUGCACUUGUCCAGCCGGGUACAAACUUGGAUUGAGCCAACGAGACUGCGUGGACAUCGACGAGUGCUACGAGAGACCCGGGAUCUGCAACAACGGUGCCUGCAACAACUUGCAAGGCAGUUUCCAGUGCGUUUGUCAUCCCGGUUUCGCGUUAACGAGGGACCGCGACAAUUGCGUGGACAUCGACGAGUGUCAACGUAAUCCAAACAUCUGCAAUAACGGGACGUGCGUGAACACUCUGGGCUCUUACAAGUGCAUUUGCUAUCAAGGAUUCAAGCUUAGCCCCAACAACGACUGUGCAGAUAUCGACGAGUGUCGAAUCAUGCCGUUCCUGUGUCGCAAUGGGAGAUGUCGAAACACGAUUGGGGCAUUCAUUUGCGAGUGUGCCGAUGGAUACGUUCUGGCGCAGGAUGGACAACACUGUAGGGACGUGGACGAGUGUCACGAGGUACCCGGACUCUGUCCUCCGCCAGGAAAGUGUCAGAACCUGAUGGGAUCCUACAUAUGCAACUGUCCUCCCGGCUACGAGUUAGAUCACACGCGCAGAAGAUGCGUCGACGUCGACGAGUGCGUGGAGACUCAAGGAAUUUGCGAAAACGGUCGCUGCAUCAAUACCGAGGGUGGCGUGAUAUGCGAGUGCCCAGUCGGAUUUAAAUUGAGCGAUAAACCAAAUUCCAUGCGAUGCAUCGACGUCAGGGAGGAGUUCUGUUACGAUCGUUACGUGCCACAUCUACGAGGACGGUGCACCCAUCCUCGCACGGGUGCCAUGACGAAGAAACAUUGCUGCUGCACUAUGGGCAAAGCUUGGGGCAAAUAUUGCGAAGCGUGCCCUUCAGAAGACAGUGAGGAAUUCAAACGACUGUGUCCCGAGGGCCCAGGCAGGGACGACACAGGAAUCGAUCUGAACGAGUGCCUGUUCAUGCCGGAUGCCUGUGCGGGUGGCGAGUGCAUAAACACGGACGGGUCCUUCAGAUGCGAGUGUCCUUCAGGAUACGUUUUAGACGCAACCGGAAGACGCUGCAUAGACAACAACGAGUGUCUAACUGUGCAAAAUAUAUGCGGUAAUGGGACGUGCACGAACAUAGACGGUGGUUUCGAGUGUUCCUGCAACGAAGGAUUCACACCAGGCGUAAACCAGGUCUGCGAGGACGUGAACGAGUGCCUGGAGAUGGGCAAUCAGUGUGCCUUCAGGUGUCACAACGCGCCGGGCUCGUUCAGGUGCAUUUGCCCUUAUGGGUACACUUUGGCACCCGAUGGACGACAUUGCAUAGACGUAGACGAGUGUGCUACCCCCGCAAACAACUGCAAAUAUCAAUGCAAGAACCUGAUCGGUAGUUUCAUGUGUAUCUGUCCACCUGGUUUUCAACAAAUUGGCAUGACCGACGAGUGCAAGGACAUCGACGAGUGUGCAAUUAACUCGGGACUGUGUCGAAACGGUCGAUGUAUCAAUUUAGAAGGCAGUUAUCAAUGCUACUGUUACGACGGUUUCGAACAGAGUUCGGACGGAAAAUCUUGCAUAGAUCGAAGAGUGGGAUACUGUUUCCUGCAAACCAUCGGUGGCAGAUGUACGGCUAGGACUUCCGAUUUGAAAACAGUAACGAAAGCGGACUGUUGUUGCACGAUGGGUGCAGCCUGGGGUCCUCAUUGUGAAAUUUGCCCUACCAAGGAUUCUGAUAAUUAUAACGAGCUCUGCUUGGACAAAGGUUUCUCCGUGGACGGACAAGAUAUUGACGAGUGCAGAACGAUUCCUGAUUUAUGCAGAAAUGGUCUGUGCAUCAAUACUUUGGGAUCUUAUCGUUGCGUUUGCAACAAGGGGUACAAACCUGACAAAUCUGGUACCCAAUGUGUCGACAUAAACGAGUGUGAAACAGUACCGAAGCCAUGCAAGUAUAACUGCCAGAACACGGAAGGAAGCUUCAUCUGUUCGUGUCCUGCGGGAUUCAUCCUGAAUCCCGAUGGAGUUAGCUGCAGGGAUCUGGACGAAUGCGCGACCGGAAAUCAUCUGUGUCAACAGAACUGCAUCAAUACUCAAGGAAGCUACACUUGUGGCUGCCAGGAAGGAUACACUCAAGAUGGAGACGCGUGUCACGACAUAAACGAAUGCGAACAACAUGGUACUUGUCCGAAACCGGGCACCUGCAUCAACACUCUUGGAAGCUUCCGGUGUAUCUGUCCGAGAGGAUUCAAGCUCGAUCAGAGUGGAAGAUUUUGUGUCGAUCAGAACGAGUGUGCUGAGGACAGCACUUGCGAACACGGCUGUCAGAAUUUCAUGGGAAGCUAUCGUUGCGGUUGCCCCGAUGGUUUCGUCCAACACUUGUACUACAAUCAAUGCAUCGACGAGAACGAAUGCAACACCUCUCCCUGUGGCGAUAAUACUUGCAUCAAUACUAUCGGUAGCUUCAAGUGUGGCUGCCCUGACGGCUAUCAGUUCGAUAACAAUUUACAGAUCUGUGUUCAGGUGAGCUCUGGGUGCGUAGGAAGCCCUUGUGCAUUUGGAUGCAUCCCUAACGGGGCGAAUGGUUUCAUCUGUGGAUGUCCAACGGGUUAUCAACGAAUUGGCCAGGGUCACUGUCUUUCGACGAUAAAUCCAUUAUCACAAGGACAUUACGGCGAGGAUAUCAGCAAUGCACCUACUUUCGUGAUCAAUCCCGAUCCUUAUCACAUACCACCGGCGGAUGAUAAGACCAUAUCGACAGAGGGUUGCUUCUCCUGCAAGAUCAACGGCAAAGGCCGACACAGAAGGAGUACUCGAACGAGAUUGAACGACGAGGAGAUGAUUGCGAGACGAAAUGAAAUCAUGAAGAGAAGGUUCGUCAGAUCUGCGAAGAGGCAUCAUCACGGCGAAGAAUACGUUCUCAAGAUCAGUUUGCGACAGACUAGGCACCGAAUGAGAAUCAUCAAACUGCAGCCUGCUGUUAAGGACGAGAUGGAGUACAAGAUCGUGAAAGGGAACGAGGAUAAUCAUUUCGAGAUCGUGAACGAACACGGCAUUUCUGCGUUGCAUUUCCGCAGUCGAUUGAAGAAACCCGAUCGAUUCAGGCUGUUGAUUCACGGAGGUUCGAGAAAUGCCAGCAACCAGGAGAACGAAGUCUGGGAAAGGCCACUCACCUUUAGAGUGCACUUAAUAGUGACGGAGUAAUUCCUAGAGGAACGGUGUUUCCGUUCUUUUAGUCAAUUUUCGUGUCGCCACGCGCAACGGGAGAGAAAUUAGCUGGGCUACAAGUAUUAUAUACAUGGCACGAAACUUUUUGAAAUUCGUUCGGGCAGGCGAAGCCUUUAAACGCUUUUUAAUUUGUGUUCAUUUGACUCGCGUCGUCUCACUGCCAAAUAACUUUUUUUUCUUAUUCUUUCGCGUGGAAACUUGCGAUUGAUCCUUGGACAGCAUUCAAUUUCCAAAUCUUUAUAUUUUUGGAUUCUAUUUCGUCCAAGGGUUAUUAACACUGCCUCUGCCUUAUUGUGUUUUACAUUUUUUCUUCAUCUACUGCCUCCAAAUACUCGUGAAACUUAAAAAAGAAGACUAAAGAAACAGGAAACUGCAGAAUUCUGCCACAAUUUAUCGUAGAAAUUUAACACUCUAGGAAUGUACAAACGAAAAUGAAUAUUUUUCUAAGUUUAACGAAUGUAUACAUACACAGACGUAGCUUUAUAUAUUUAUAUAACGUUUAUAGACGGCUAGAAGCGAAUACGGUGCAGAAUUCCAGGUGUCGAUUUUUAAUAAAAGAUAUUCGAGAUUAUAAUUUUAUAUCACGAUUAUCGAACAUCUGGAGCAACGUUUCUCUCGCACCGUUUAAGUGCCUUCAGGACAAUUAAAAGAGAAUUUAUAUAAGGCAAGUAACGUUAAUCGAUUCGAUAAUAUGUAUAAUUUAAUUAGUUGACGAUCGAUGAGUCCUGUUUAUCAAAGAACACCCAUACGAUUGUCAUUUACGAUAGAUAUGUGAAUAGAAACUAUGAUGGAUAAUUUUGUACAAUCGAUCGCGAAUGCGAGGAUUAUUCCAACCGAGAUGGUUCACAAAUAUAUCUGUUAUAAACCUA